Contarinia nasturtii (swede midge) is the source of this 941-nucleotide messenger RNA. Its product is annotated as pentatricopeptide repeat-containing protein 2, mitochondrial-like. Lineage: Eukaryota; Metazoa; Arthropoda; Insecta; Diptera; Cecidomyiidae. The transcript is spliced from 4 exons. The record is from RefSeq and is a predicted model, not a curated record. Bases 237 to 941 code for a protein of 234 amino acids. Gene Ontology annotation, biological process: multicellular organism development; mitochondrion organization; regulation of mRNA processing. Gene Ontology annotation, cellular component: mitochondrion. Gene Ontology annotation, molecular function: RNA binding.
CAUUUUUAUUCAAAUAAAAAGUUAAAUUUUUCAUUAAAUGGAUGACAUUUUUCAUGUCUAUUUAAAAAAAACAUGGACGAGAUUUAUUAGCAUGCAUUGCAGCACUCCUCAAUAUAAAUGGUUUUUAUCGAUAAUGCAGUAUUAAAAUAAGAAGAAGAAAAACACAAUAUAUACCUAUAAAAUAAAAUUAAAAAUACUAGAAAUACUUUGUUUCUUGAAUAGUCGUAUUUAUAACGAUGAUAUUAAAUUAUUUGCGGAUUUUCGGGCAUUCAAUACAUCAAAAUGCUUUAACGGUGUGUUCAACGAGGAAAUUAUUUACAAAAGAGUUUUUAAGGGUAACUGAAUUUGAAUCACAGCGAUUGAAAACCCGGAAAUUCGUUCAACCGGAUACAGUGGUGGAAACCAUUGAAUUCCAACUAAGGGCCAAAAAUAGGGAAGAGCUAAUUAAAAGUUUUAAACCAUGGAUUCAUGUGAUAGAUAGGUCACAAUGCAAGGAACACUUUUCCUUGCUGAUGAAGUGCUUACUAUUCCUUCGUGAUAAUCCGCAUCCUGAUCCACCUAAAAAUUUUAACUUUGGACCAGUUGUAAUGCGAAUGUUUCAUUCGCUAAAUAUGUCGCAAGAAGCAAUAAACAUCGCUCACAAUUUUGAAACUGCGGACUUAUUUGAUGACGCUACUUCUCCAAUAAUUUUAUGCGAUUUACUCUUCAACAAUGGCAUGUACAACGAAGUGCUACGAGUAGUUCAGAGAAACGAGGCAAUGAACGAAAAGAGAGACAUGAAGACAACACGUCUUUUAAACUGCAUCACGUUUGCCACAUGCUAUAAAUUGAAUACACAAGACCAUUUUUCGUUCGCUUUGGAGAUAUGGAACAAAUCAGUUAAGGAAAAUCAACACUCGCAAGCUAUUAAUUUCUUGUGUAUGAACGCAGUUAACCCUUAA